AUGGCAGAGCCCAAGUGGACGCCCGCCGAAUUCCGUGCCCAUUAUGGCGGGAAUUUUAUUAGAGACUCGACAUAUACAAAGUUCUGCCGCGUCAAAACACAGGACUUCGUAACCUGCGAAGUAGAUGGCAAACCAGAAAAGCGUCCUCGUCCCCCCAACAGUUUCAUGGUCUUUCGUGCUUGCUAUGGCAAAGAAGGCUAUUCACUCCCAUCGGAAUGGAAAUAUUGUUAUUCACAAUUCAUCAGUCAUCUGUGGCGAGCCUUGUCCAAUCAGGAUCGUCGCCCUGCCGAACGGGUAGCUGAAGAACUCAAAGAUGCGCACACUAGGAUCUUCGCCGGUUACAAGUACCAACCCGGGUUGAAGGCCAAGUCACUCCAACAUGAAACCGAGGCUGAAGGCGUGGAUGGGCGAUCCCAGGUCAGCAGGUCUUCAGGACCUCAAAGACAGACAAAGACCACGAUCAUGGCUAGGCUUCAGGCAACAUCAUCGCCCUCCCGACGCUCGAAGCGCCGCUCUACCUCUACCAAUAACUGCUGGGUCUCGACGUGGCCCCUCUACGACCCGAACGAUCAAGACAUCCAGCGCUAUCCCACCCCCACCCCUAGCCCCGCCCCUUCCUUCUCAUCCACUUCAUCGCCCUCGAGCUCCUUCUUUGCUGGUUCGUAUGACUAUGUGCCCUCGCCAUCGGUACCCUCGCCACUCUCCUCAACCCCCUCGCUCGUCUUUACUCCCACGUCCCCCACCCCCACAUCCUUCCCGGUCACUCCCACAUCACAGAGUUCCCCCUCCGUCGCAGGAACAUCUGCAUCCCCGAUUCCCCCGUAUGCCACACCAUCGUUCGAAUCAGAGGCUGUGUCGCCAGAAUCGUGGGAUUACGAGGGUGCAGGGGCUGGGAGUCCGUCGAGCGGCUAUGGCUACUGGGAUAAUACCUGGUUGGAUGAAAUGGGGAUGCAGCAGACGAUGAACGAGGACCUGUAUCAGUCGUCAUCGACGCCGUCCAUGUCCUUCUACUCCAAUCCAGUCCCCUCCACCUCUCAGCUCGGAGCCACGUCGCCAAGCUCAUCGACACAUCCACACCCCAUCGCUGAUACCUUCCCAUGGGACUUCGGCCUAAGCCCCUUACUCUCGCAAUAUAUGAACACAGAGACGUUCACGCCCACCUCCCCCGAUCAAGGGUACUCACCUCAGUAUCCCGACGGAUUUCUCCCAACAACCUCACAAGAGGACGCAUUCUGGUACGACCCGAGUACGUUGACAUCGCAAGGUUCUGCAUAUGAUCCAUCGUCUUCGGCGGUAGAUACGGGUGUAGAUGCAUCAGACGAACUGGAGGUAUGGUUGCAGGAGCGAAUCGCUGCGGGGACUCAGAUCGGUGGAGGGGGUGAAGAUUUGUGGGGUCAUGGGUUUGCUUGA
Messenger RNA from Stereum hirsutum FP-91666 SS1, 1410 nucleotides. RefSeq lists its product as uncharacterized. The record is from RefSeq and is a predicted model, not a curated record. NCBI's taxonomy places the organism in Eukaryota, Fungi, Basidiomycota, Agaricomycetes, Russulales, Stereaceae. The transcript has 2 exons. Bases 1 to 1410 code for a protein of 469 amino acids.